Messenger RNA from Malaya genurostris, 2178 nucleotides. RefSeq lists its product as uncharacterized. Bases 1 to 2178 code for a protein of 725 amino acids. Lineage: Eukaryota; Metazoa; Arthropoda; Insecta; Diptera; Culicidae. The transcript has a single exon. The record is from RefSeq and is a predicted model, not a curated record.
AUGCUUCCAAAGAAACAGUAUUUAAUCCAACGUCUUGGUGAAUCUCGUUCAAUUGCACUAAGAAGAUUUAUGGAACUGGAGAGACGACUGGAGACUAAUCCUGCGCUUAAGAAAGCUUAUUGUGAAUUCAUUGAAUAUUUAGAUCUAGGGCACAUGCGUGAGAUCCCAGUACAGUUAUGUCAAGUAGAGUCAGCUCCAUUCCCAUACAACUUGCCGCAUCAUGCUGUUCUGAAACCUGAUAGCAGCACUACCAAACUUCGUGUAAUAUUUGAUGCAUCGUGUGCGUCGAUGUCCGGCAUUUCACUCAACGAAGCUUUAAUGGUAGGCCCGGUGGUCCAAGAAGACUUACUCUCAACGGUUUUCCGUUUUCGGAUACAUAAGUACGCCCUAGUAGCGGAUAUAGCUAAAAUGUAUAGAAUGAUCAAUAUGGUUGAGAGCGACCAUCGUCUUCAAAGAAUUUUAUGGAGAGAUUUUUCAUCAGAACCAAUUCGAACAUUCGAACUUUCGACCGUCACCUACGGAACUUCAUCAGCCCCGUAUCUUGCAACCAAAAGCCUCCAGCGUCUAGCAGAAAAUGAAGCCCAACGGUAUCCGAUGGCAUCAAAAAUACUUCUGAAGGAUUUCUAUGUGGUUGAUAUGCUAUCGGAUACGGAUAGCAUAGAAAACGGCAUAAAGUUAUAUGAUGAGUUAAAUCAACUCUUGGAGUCUGCGGGUUUUACUCUCAGGAAAUGGAGCUCCAACAGUUCGGAAAUAUUGGCAGUCAUUCCUGACUCAUUGAAGGUCGACCGUACAUCAUUGGAACUAGACUCGACAACGGCGACCAUCAAAACAUUAGGUCUCUCGUGGGAACCUCGAUCGGACAACUUUCGAUUCUCUGUGCCACAGUGGAAUGAUUCCACUGAGAUCAACAAGCGUAUUAUCUUGUCCAAUUUCGCUCGCCUUUUUGAUCCUCUCGGAUUGGUAGGACCAGUAGUUGUCCAAGCUAAAAUUUUUCUCCAAGAUCUCUGGAAACAGAAAUGCUCUUGGAUGGAACCACUUAUCGAAGAGCUUCAGCAUUGGUGGCUGAAAUUUCGUCACAGCUUAGCUGGAUUGUCUACCCUCAAUGUUCCUCGCUGGCUGGCCUUUAACAACGAUACGGUUUCAGUCGAAAUCCACGGUUUUUGUGACGCUUCAGAAAAAGCGUACGGGGCGUGCGUCUAUCUUCGAUGUACGACGGUUGACGGUCAAAUAACGGUUAGGCUAAUCACAGCAAAAUCCAGAGUCGCUCCAUUGGAUGAUGUUCUACGCAAGAGGAAGAAGAUGACCAUUCCUCGAUUGGAAUUGUCAUCCGCACUGGUACUAAGCCAUCUCUACGAGAAGGUGGUUGACAGUCUUCAAGUAUCAGCUCAACCGUAUUUUUGGACGGACUCCACAAUUGUCAAGUGUUGGUUAUCAUCGUCACCAGCCCGUUGGCAAUUGUUUGUGGCGAACAGGGUGUCAGAAAUCCAACAUCUGACCCAAGCAGGUAUUUGGAAUCACAUCGCCGGUUCGGAAAACCCGGCCGACGUCAUAUCACGCGGAAUGACCCCUGAACAUUUAGCAGAACAUCAAAUGUGGUGGUACGGACCAGCAUGGUUACACAAACCACGAAAUGCGUGGCCCAAAACAGCGUUACUGGACACAUCAGAGUAUGAUAAAUCGUUGCUGGAAGAAAAAGCUGUUGUAGCUACUCUAGCUCAACCUCGUCCACCCAAUGAAAUUUUUAUGCUGCGAUCAACAUUGACAGCUCUCGUUCGCAUUACAGCGAUGUGUCGCAGAUUCGCCUCUAAUUGUAGAAAUCGCAACAAUAAGAGAGUAGGAUACAUUUCAUAUCCUGAACGUGAAGAAGCUUCAUUGGAACUCGUGAAAAUCGCUCAACAAGAAAGCUUUGCUGAAGACAUAUCUCAGUUGACGCUCAAAGGCGAAGUGAAUCCGUCAUCCCGUCUAAUCUCGCUGCGUCCUACUCUCACUGAUGGACUCAUUGUUGUAGGUGGUCGGCUUGAAAAUGCUCACAUUUCCUAUAGUAGGAAACACCCUAUGAUCUUAGAUAACCAUCACCCACUUACACUUCUAAUAAUAACUCACUAUCGUGAGCCAACAACUCUUAAUAGCCAGUAUUCGAGAACGGUUUUGGCCACUCCGAUUGAGGAAUUUGAGUAG